Gastrolobium bilobum is the source of this 1332-nucleotide messenger RNA. RefSeq names its product tRNA (guanine(9)-N1)-methyltransferase. Gene Ontology annotation, molecular function: tRNA binding. Bases 28 to 1017 code for a protein of 329 amino acids. Lineage: Eukaryota; Viridiplantae; Streptophyta; Magnoliopsida; Fabales; Fabaceae. The transcript has 3 exons. Gene Ontology annotation, cellular component: nucleus. Gene Ontology annotation, biological process: tRNA N1-guanine methylation. The record is from RefSeq and is a predicted model, not a curated record.
AUCAACAACAAAUCCCUAAAACGAAAAAUGCCGGAAGUGGAAGCUCCUCUGCCGACGACGGAAAUGGAGGAACCUCAAAAUGAUGGAAACACCCUCGACAAAGCUCCUGUGGUUCUGUCGAAGAACGCGCAGAAGAAGAUGCUGAAGCAGCAAAGGUGGGAGGCGAAGAAAGCGGAGAAGAAGGCGCUGGAGAAGGAACAGAAGAGGAGGGAUGGCGAGAGGAAGCGGAAGGAAUGGGAGGAGAGCCUCGCCGGCAUCACGGAGGAGGAGAGAGCGAAGCUGGUGGAGUCCCGAAGGAGCCUCCGGAAGGAGAGGAUGGAGAAGUGGUUGCAGGAGAAAGAGUGCAAGAGAGAGAGGCUCUUUCGAGCCAGAGAGCAAGGCCAAAACGUCGUCAUCGAUCUCCAGUUCUCUCAUCUCAUGACCCCUAACGAAAUACACAGCCUCGUUAAGCAGAUUAUGUAUUGUUAUGCAGUAAAUGGAAAAUGCACUUCCCCUGCUCAUCUUUGGCUGACUGGAUGCAAUGGAGAAAUUGAAGACCAAGUAAAAAGGAUCCCAGGCUUUGACAAGUGGAUAAUUGAGAAGGAAAAUAAAUCCUAUAUUGAAGCCUUGCAAGAUUGUAAGGAAGAUUUCGUAUAUCUCACAGCAGAUUCAGACACUGUUCUUGAAGAACUUGAUUUAAAGAAGAUAUAUAUUAUCGGUGGUUUAGUGGAUAGGAACCGGUGGAAGGGGAUAACCAUGAAGAAAGCACAAGAGCAAGAAAUCCAGACAGCUAAACUCCCAAUAGGAAAUUUCAUGAAGAUGUCUAGUUCUCAGGUUCUUACUGUGAAUCAAGUUUUCGAAAUAUUACUCAAGUUCCUGGAGACAAGGGAUUGGAAAGCUUCUUUCUUUGCAGUUAUCCCUCAAAGGAAAAGAUUUCUAGCCGAUUCAGAAGGAAAUGCAGAAGAAAUAAUUGAGGAAGAAAAUGAACAAGAAGAAGAUCUGACGGCAAGUGUUGAGGAGGUCCCUUCUAACAGUUAGAAACUUAGAAUGGUCACUGUUGAUCUCCUCCUGGCCAUUGCAUGGAGUGCACAACUGGAAAACCAACAUAUCGAGACAGAAGUUUCAAAUCAGAGUUUCCCCUGCACUCUUCAUACUGAUGUAGAGAAUUAGCAUAAUUUUUGUGUGCUUUUUGACAAAUCUGUAACCGGAUUCUACAUCUGGUGUUACUUCUGAAGUUAUUCUAUGAGAAUGACCCAUUUUGGAAUGUUGUUCUUCGGCUUUUGGAUUAAUUUAGUAAUUUAGUUAUGUAGUGAUGGUAAUGAGCAAAUAGACCAUCUAUGCGGGGUAGUUGUC